Molecule: messenger RNA, 4436 nt
Organism: Vespa velutina
Lineage: Eukaryota; Metazoa; Arthropoda; Insecta; Hymenoptera; Vespidae
Exons: 11
Coding region: 1295-3679 (794 amino acids)
Source: RefSeq, a predicted model, not a curated record
ACACAUGUGUAGUUUGCCGCAAGAUAUUACACAAUAUGAAACCAUUGCUAGCGUCAUAGUGACCUAAUUAUUACUAACAUCUAGACAUACGUGAAAAAAACUUCGAUUAAAAUAAUUCAAACCAUUUUUAAAUGUUCUAGAACUUAAAGAUACGCUAUAAAUCGAUAUAUGUAACUCUGAAACAAAUUUAUUCCGUCGACGUUCGCAUAUAACAAUACAUAGUAAAUAGUGUAGAGUACAUGUCAAAAUCAUGUGACACUAAUUCCGACUACAGGUUAAAUAUCUAUUUCACAAUCCGUGUAUACGAACAUUGAUAUAUUAGUUUAUUUAUCACAGAAUAGUUAUAGAUAUUACACCUACUCGUUAUCUAUAUCUAAUACUAAUAUUAUACAGAUUGCACUAAGUGUAUUUAUACGUCUCUUUAAAUAUAUGAAACCUACUGUUCUUUACCUCUAUUAUAUUUUUACAAAAAAUUACGUACUUCCCGGUUAAUUAUCUUCUUGUCAUAGCAAAAUCAAUUAUAUAUGAGUUACAAGGAAAAAUAAACUUCCUUAAUAAUUCAGGAAAUAUCUGGUUUAUUAAGAAUCAGGUGACUAUUUUCGUCUGGUGUAACAAUUUUACGUAAUCGUAUGAAAUUUUAUAAAUAUUAUAGAAAAUUCAUAACGGCAAGUGCCGCUUUUUUAACGAACCUUUUCUAUAUGUUUUAACUAAUGGCUAUUUAAAUUUAUAAUCGUAAUAACGAUGAAAUAAUCAGAAAAAAAUGUUUACCUGAUGUUACAGCACAACGAUGACAGACCGUCCACCAUUUGCAACUCACAGGUACGCUGAUCUAUGCCUUCUUUAAAAUACAUUAAAGAAGUUGAUUUUAGCGCACCUAACGGUCUAAAAUCGUAUCAGGAUGAAACGAUAAUUUGAUUUGAAAUUUUAUGAAUUUCGCGCCUUUCUUUUUUCUACGCUUCAAAUAAUGCAAUAACGAUGAAUUUUUAAAUUAUAUGUAAAAAAUUAUCAAAUACAAUGACAACUAUAAAGAGUGGAGCCGAUAUGAGACGAACAGGUUUUAUUUCUUUUCUCUUGUGUAUUUAAAUAUAUUUUGUUUUAUACAUAUAUGCUUUAGUUAUUUUAUAAUACAUAUAUAUAUAUAUAUAUAUAUAUAUAUAUAUAUAUAUGUGUGUGUAGGUGUGUGUAUGCGUGUUUAUUUAUUUAUUUAUUUAUUAAAUUAGAGUUGGAACAGUGUUGUCGAAAAUUAAAAGUAGCGGAAACAAAAUGUGGAUCAUUGAAGUCUAGAAUAAAUUAUAUGAAAAUGUUUUGUCAAAUUAAAACAGACACAACAAAAGAACAAUCAGAUAGUUUCCAAACAUUAAUUAAUAAUUCGCAAGAACAUGAUUUAGAACCUGAACAUUCUAAAAUAGAUUGUAACAUCGGUCUUUGUGAUUCAAACGUUAGUGUUUUAACAAAUCAGAACUAUGGUAAUUUUAUACAAGAAAACCAAAGUCCUGAAGGAAGAAUUCAAGGUGAUAAGGGUAUAAGUCAAGUAUAUAUUUUUAUUAAUCUUUAUGCUUUAUACUCAAUAUUAAGAUAUAUUAAUACUGUAGAAAUAGAAAUGUGUAAUGAUAAAAUGUUAAAAGUAGAAGGAACUGAAAAUUUCUAUAGAGCUCUAGACUCUGUUUCUGUUUGCUCUACAUUGGAACCAGCUAUUCAUGAAAUAAAACAAGAACAAUCAGUGGAUAUUUUGGAAAAUAUGACUUGUGAUAACAAAAAACAAGAGAUAGAAUAUACAACACAGCAGAAUAUUUUUUGUUUCAAAGAACCGUGUGAACAAUUGGUAGUAAAUAAUCCAAUCAAAUGGACUACUCAAAUUUCACCUUGUGCAAAUCCUGACAUCAAUCCACAAGAAUUAAGCUUAAAUAUUUCUGAUAGUAUAAAAAGUUCACGUACAUCCAAAUGUAGAAGUUCAAUAAAAGAAAAUAAGGAGCCUAUAAUUAAUACUAUAAAUUUAAACAACAAAAAGCCUAUUUGUAAAAAUGAUCAAACGGUUAGUAAUAAAAUUAAGAAAAGACGAGGUAAAUUACGGAAUAUUAAUUCAAAAAGUACAGUAGCUACUAAAGAAAUGAAUGUAACUACAAGGAAAGAUGUUAGAAAACGUAAACAAAAAGAUCAUAAAACAAAUCAUCAAUUAUUGGAACAACAUAUACCUUCUUCAAAACUUCAACAUAAUUAUAGUGGAAUAGUAGAACUUUAUCACAAUGCUGCAAUGAAAAGUGGUAGCAUCUCUGCAGUUUCUAGUAAACUUGAAAUGAAAAAAUUGAAAAAACAAUUUAAUAAUGGUCAAUGUAAUAUACAUACAAAAUUACCUCCUACUUAUGAUCAAUGUCAAAAUUAUGAGAACCAUCAAACAGAUCAACAUCAUGAUAAUAAGCUGCCCACCUCUGAAGACAUCGCAGUGAUCAAAGACGAAUAUGCUUAUAAACAAACUCAAAAUGUAGAUAAAAUAGAAAUUUCUAAUCAUGAAUGUAAAUUAUAUCAACAACAGAACACAGUAUUCGAUUUAACGUGUUAUGUUCCAAUGGCUAAUCGUAGUUAUGAGAUGCCAACUUUAGCUUCAAAAUUAAAAAGGACAAAUCGAUCAUAUUUUAACAGAUUUAAUUUUAGAAAUAUACCAUUUGUUGUUGGAACUUCAGUAACUCCAAGUCACAACUUAGGAUUAAAUAUUCAACAAGUAUUAAGUAUUAUGAAAACAAAACAACCAAAUAUAACUGGUAUUACUCCAUUACUUAUACGUAAAGUUAGUAGAGGAUUAGAACCUGUAUCUACUCUUAUGAAACAAAUGGUUGUCAAAUCGGAAGAUAUAUCUACGGAAAAUAAUUGUCAUGCUAUUAGUAAAUUAGAGGAGAAAUGUUCAUAUUUAACUCAAACAUCUUCAAAAUUUAUAAAACAAUCCCCAAUAAUAAAUCCUGUAUUGAAGCCACAAGUUAUUACACAGAGUGAAACUAAUUCUUUCAUUACUCUUGAUGAUAUACAAAAACAAAAAAUUCAAGCAGACAAAGAAUCAAUCAAGAGUUACUAUUCUUCUGUAAAAAAUACAAUGACAGGAUUUAUUCCCCAAUGGAAUCUCAAAAACUAUCCACAAACAACAGAUUCUAUUUCAAAAGAAAAGCAGAAUAUGGUGAACUGUAUUAAAUUUAAUGAUAAGCCAAAUAUGCAAUUUUCUGAAUCAAAAGGAAUAAGAGAAGUUUUAAUAAAUCUUCAUGAUCAAUUUGAAGCAAUGAACGUGAAAUAUGAAAAUUUGCAAAAGAAAGCAGCAAAUUCUGAUGAUCAAUCAUUAAUAAAUGAUAUUGUUACACUGGAAAAAGAAUUAAAUUCCAAAGAAGAAGAAAUAAAUGCAUUAAUUAGUCUUUACAAAGAGGUUAUGGCAUUAAAGCAACAAAUGAAAAUGUUACAACAAAGAAAUAGUUUUGUAUGCAUUGCAACAAAGGUUCCUGCGGUGAAUAAAAUGUACUCUUCUACUCCAGUUAAUUUAAGUAAAACAAGCAAGAACUGUACAAAAGAUGCAAUGCAUACAUUUAGUAUGAAACGCCAAAAUAUUAUAAAUACUCAUAGAGAAACUUCAACUUCAAUGAAACUUGCAGGUCUUUUAAGACAAAUUCAAAUGUUUCAAAAACAACUUAAGCUCACCUCCUAAUAAAUGGAUCAAAACAACAAAAAAAUAAACAUGAAAAAAAAGAAAAAAGUAUACCGUAAGGACAAGGAUCUAUGUUCUUGGAUUAACAAGAAAAGAGGUGAUUAAAGAUGAAAAGCGCGACUCGCUAAGCGCAAAAUUUAUUCACGAAGGAACCGAUGAAUCUAUCACGCUCAUUGAUCUAACAAGUCGGCGCGACCAGGCAACUGUGAUAAUUCAAUUAAUCCUGAUAAACGAGAACGUGCUUAUAUCCUACCAUCUUGUACCAUGAUGUUACCGUGUGUAAAAAGAAAAUGAAUUGGAUCGAAUAGGAUCAACGAAGAAGAGACAAAUUCGAGAUAUGAAAAAAGAAAAAAAAAAUUAUUCUACGAUAUAGAAGGAGAAGAUCCAAUGUAAAAUAAAGAAAAAAAACAAGAAGCAGUAGGUGACAAUGAAGAUCGGUAACGGAAGAUAUAAGAAGAAUAGAGAGAGAAAACCAUCAUCGAUUGGUUUCGUCGGUCUCGGUCGCUUUCCAUCAAAUUCCAAUGGUCUUCUCUAACAUACAACUCUCUGUAGAAAUAAUUUCUUCUCUCGUCGGACAAGUCUAAUAUACCCCAUGUCUCUCUCUCUUUAUAUAUAUACCUCUCUUUCCUUCAUAUGAACCAUAUUCCAUGUGAACAUAUUUCUAUAAUUGUUUCUUUUCUUCCUAUUUUUCAUUUUGUUUUUUUUUUCUUUCUCAAGCCAGCACGAACUUUCGUGUAAAAUCUUGCGUGAUACGAAA